AUGCUCACACCACCACAUGAGUUGUUUCUUUUUACUCACACUAAGAAGCAUGAUGGACAAACUUUUAUUGAUGAAAAGUCUAAAUCACUCAAUGAUAAAGUAUUGAGCUUGAGAGAGGCACCUCAAACAAUUUCUGGAUCUAGAAAUGAUAAUUCUCAACCAAUAGAUGAGAUCGCACUUUAUUAUGAGGCAGUUGGUGGUGAAAAAAAGAGAAGGGUGUAUGGUCUUGGAUCUCAAGCAUCUUAUUAUUGUGGUGGUAAUACAAAUGCAAGCAAAUCAAGUACUAGCUAUUUUGAAUCACAAAAUCAAGAGGAGCUUCAAACUGAGUUGGCAACUAUGAAGAAGAAGAUAGAGGCUCAAGAUAAUUUGAUAGUUGAUUUGAAAAGAACAAUUGAGAUGUUGUGUAAUCACAUUGGUAUGCCUCCUCUACAUGGAACACAAAAUUCAAGUAACAAUCAACCAGAGGAGAGUGAAGGCACAAGAGAUGGAAAUGGAGAUGGUGAUGAAGAUCCUGACUUUUUAUAA
Dioscorea cayenensis subsp. rotundata (Guinea yam) is the source of this 525-nucleotide messenger RNA. RefSeq lists its product as uncharacterized. The record is from RefSeq and is a predicted model, not a curated record. Bases 1 to 525 code for a protein of 174 amino acids. The transcript is spliced from 2 exons. NCBI's taxonomy places the organism in Eukaryota, Viridiplantae, Streptophyta, Magnoliopsida, Dioscoreales, Dioscoreaceae.